Effrenium voratum is the source of this 828-nucleotide messenger RNA. NCBI's taxonomy places the organism in Eukaryota, Dinophyceae, Suessiales, Symbiodiniaceae. The record is from the annotation of a GenBank genome assembly.
AUGCAGCUCGCUGUGCCGCUGAAGCCCUCGCUUGGCACACCCUGGCGCUUGGUCACUCCGGCCGUGCCAAAGCCCGACUCGCGCGCCGCCUCUCCGUCAUUCCUCGCUGUGGGUGUUGGAGGCUUUGCCGCUGUCGGUCGACGACGGGUUGGACGCCUCGCUGACGAGCAUGAGAAAGCGGUGCGGACGUGGGUGGAGCGCGUGAUCAUGGGUUACAACUUCUGCCCCUACGCCAAGCCCAGCGCACAGCAUCUCCGAAUCGUCACCAGCAGCGCGCAGGAGGCUGCAGAUGUGCUGGAGGAUCUCAGCACGGAGGCCUUGCGGCUUUCGCCCACGCCUUUGAAAGACUUGGAGAUUGGGGAAGCUGCGACCACCUUGCUGGUGUGCCCUUUCGUGCAGCAGUGGGAGUCCUUCGAUGCCUUCCAGCACUUCUUCCAGACCCAGCUGUCUAACGGGUACCAUUUCGCCAAGCAAGACCUGUACAUAGUGGCCUUCCACCCGAACUAUGGGAGGAUGCUGGAGCUCGGCGAGAGCGUGGAGGUGGCUGGCCAGGUGGCCACCGUGCUGGACACCAACGCCGGCUUCAGCGCCAGAGGCCAGAUCUUGGCGAAAGUUGGCCUGGCCUCCGGCGAGGAGACAUUCAUUGAGCUACCUCCCACAGAUCCCGGCGAAUGCCUAGUCUCCACUGCCCCGCGGCCGGUUCUGCACCUGCUUCGAACCCGAGAUCUGGAGGAGGCGAAUGGCACGGACAUCCGCAGGCGGAAUGGCGCCACCAUCAAAGACAUUGGUGAGGAUGCCAUCCGGAAAGCAAUCCGCCUGUGCGGGUGA